UCCCUCAAAAUAUCAUGAAUUCUGUUUCUUUUCUGUGACCACUGAGAAUGACAGUUGUGAUACUUCAUCUACCUGGUGAUAUUCACACAGUUUUUCUCCUCCCUCCGUACCCACCCUACUGUUUACUGCACGCAGUUCUUCCUCCAGUAUCAUAUCUCCAGUACCAGUUCUUUAAAGCUGAGUGUCUGCAGCUCCCAGGCACAAAAGAGGCAAAUGUGGUAUAAGGAAAGGGGAGCAAAGGUAGAGACAGAUUUGGAUUUAUAUUCUGGCCUCUUGGUAAAUGUGGAGCCUGAGCAAGUCUCUGGGGCCUCUAAAGUUCAGUUUCCUCCUCUAUAAAAUCAGGCAAGUGCUAUCUAUCUACUCACUAGGUGUGAUGUGGGUUAUUUUCCCCUUCCAUUUUCCCACGUUGUCGUCUAUGUAGAUAUGGAGCAUAUCUACUCCACCCAGCAUCACCACUGACUUACCGAGCCCCUAAUAUUUACUAGGCAUCAUGCCAAGCGCUUGAAAGAUAAUUACUCUUUUAUUUUCAUAGAUAGCUAGGUAAAGGUGUUAUUAAUUAUAUCCUUAUUCCAGAUGACCAAGCUGAGGUUCAGGGAGGAUUAAGUGACUUGUCUGGGGUCACAGAACCAGUAACUGGCAGAGUCAAGAUUCACACCUUUCCUCUCUCUCAUUUUAUGUUGGCAGUUUCUUAAAAGUAUAAUCCAUGUCUACUUAAACUGUUUUGUAUCUUCUAACAUGAUCCACUAGUUGCUUCCUGAUAAUAUGUCUGUAUACCUUUUUGUGAUUCCGUGAUUAUUGAGUGAUUAUUUGUAAUUCCACAUUUUCUUUUUCUUUUCUUUUCUUUUUUUUUUUUUGAAGACAGAGUUUUCGCUCUUGUUGCCCAGGCACAAUCUUAGCUCACUGCAACCUCCGCCUACUGAGUUCAAGAGAUUCUCCUGCCUCAGCUUCCUGAGUAGCUGGGAUUACAGGCACACACCACCACGCUCAGCUAAUGUUUUUGUAUUUUUAGUAGAGACAGGGUUUCACCAUGUUGGCCAGGCUGGUCUUGAACUCCCGACCUCAGGCGAUCCCCCUACUUCGGCCUCCCAAAGUGCUGGGAUUACAGGCGUGAGCCACUGCACCCGGCCUAUAAUUCCACAUGUUCUAUCAGGAAGAGAUCCCAAGUCUCCUUUUGUUAGGUCGGCUGGUAUACCAAACAUAUUUGAGAAAUAAAUAUAAAUGCUUGAGGAUUUUAUGGUGGGAAGUCUUUAAAAUAAUAGCUAUGAAGAUAUUAUAUUAGGCUAUUUAGCCACUUAAAAUUUUGAUAAAAGAAAUGUUAUACAUAUUCUAUUGUACAUUGGUAUUGGUAAAUAUUUACCAACUAAACUAUAACUUUCCAAAAAAAUGAAGAUAAAGAGAGCCCAUCAAAUUAAUAAAAAUUUCCUGUCUCAAUUUAUCUGUAACUCCUCCUUUUGUUUUUUUCUGCAAAUAAGCUUGUCAUUAGAGAUUCUAAAAUCCAAGGAGCCUAUUGAGAAUGAGGUCACAUUAUUAAAAAUAAAUAGCAGUUUCUCUUAUCAUUGCUUGUAUACAAAUGUCUGCUGUACAUUGUCUCUCUGUUUUUCAGCUCAGACUACAAUGGUGAAAAUGCCUGGAGAAUUAGAGAGUGGAGAGGCAGGUAGAGUGUAGUGCAGGAUAACGGAAUCAGUUCUGAGCAUUGGUGCAUCUGACAGGGAGGAGAUGUUGCCCAGUGGUCCUCCUCACAGAUGCCCAGAGAUCUCUUUUCUUUUCAUGGCUCAUAGUGUAUGUGGUUGGGCUUUUCUUAAGAUUACUGUACAUUUUUCCACUCUGGCCACACUUCCUCAACUGUUAGAAGGUACUUUCCACUGUCAGUAUCUCAGGCAAGGCAAAGCCCGGAGCCCCUUCGCCACUCAGGAUGAGCUAAUACCAGUGCUGUUGGCUUUGGGUUGGUAUCAUGUACCAGUUCUACAAUACCUGACUUCAAGGACUCCGAAUAAGAAAUGUGGUACCAAAGCCAAAAUAAGCCAGACUGAGAACAUUAAAACACAGAGCAUGGAUGUGAGAUCUAGAUUUACACCCACACAAAACACAUAAUAUACACACAACUAAGUGUUGCUUUUAAGUUGCAACUUGACAAUAUUUCCUACAGUUUAUACUAGAAAUUGGGGUUUGUUCUCCAAGAUAAUUUUGCAAAAGUUCUAGUUCUUUUACAUUUUCUUUUAACUUCCUCUGUUCCUUCCCUCUUCCUUCUUUCUUUCCUUCCUCCCUUCCUCUCUUCCUCCCUUCAGUCACCAGGCAUUGUUGUAUAUAUUUUAAACGCUCUGUCUCACCUAAUCCUAAUGCUGCCCUAUGAAAUGAACGGUGUGGUUGUAUGAUUAGCACCCCUUCUUUAAAGAUGAAGAAACUGAGUCUCGGAAAAUUUAAGUAACACAUUCGAAUACACGCAGCAAAAAAUAGUUGAGUCAGCAAAUUCAGCAUUUCACCAUACCACGUCACUGCCUAGCUGAUUCAUUUUAAAAACAAUAUAUAAUGAUCCUAAUUUCCUAAAGGAAGCGAGGAACAUUAGCUUUUGUUUGGAAUGCCUUUACCUGGGUGUAUGCCUGUAUCCUAGAUCCACACAUCUAAGAAGUAAAGCACAUUUCACAGACCGUGCAUCUCAAGGGUUUUUUAAAUAAAACUUUAGGUUCUUAAAAUGCCAACUGACUUGUGUUUUUCCCAUGCAUUGCUUAGAUCAAACUAAGACUCUGGAGGUUCCACUUACUUCUCUUUUUGGACCAGUCACUGACUCACUUUGAGACUUUGGGGAGUGACUUCACCCUCCAGGGCCCCUAUUUUCCCAUUCUAACAUGGUCAGUUUCCUCCUGUCUUUGCAGUAUUUUCUAAAUGGGAGACAGUGACAUAAGGAGAAAGCUAUGCACACACAAACAAACCAAAAUGGUUUCUGGGCAGAAUUAUUUUGUUGUUUGCAUUCACAUUACCUGUGGUGAGUGGAGUAUAGCCUGCAUCACCGAGGUGUUGCCUCUAGAAACAAGAGCUAGUGAGAAUGAGCAGCACGCUGACACCACCUCACCAACCUCUCAUCCUGGAGGUCUCCUCCUGCAUCCCUGGCUUUAGCCACACCCAACCUGCCACAGCUUCCUCUGUGUGCUUUUGCUUUGCACUUUGUAGAGCUAUUUUCUCUUUCUUUUCUUUUCUUUCUUUUUUUUUUUUUUCUGUAAUGGAGCCUUGCUCUGUUGCCCAGACUGGAGUGCAAUGGCGUGAUCUCGGCUCACUGCAACCUCUGCCUCCCGAGUUCAAGCGAUUCUCCUGCCUCAGCCUCCUAAAUAGCUGGGAUUACAGGCACCCAUCACCAUGCCCGGCUAAUUUUUGUAUUUUUAGUAGAGAUGAGUUUUCACCAUGUUGGCCAGGCUGGUUUUGAACUCCUGACCUCAGGUGAUCCACCCAUCUCAGCCUCCCAAAGUACAGGGAUUACAGGCGUGAGCCACCGUGCCCCGCCCUGCAGAGCUAUUUUCUCUGCCUGAAAUGCCCUUUUCUAUUUUGUCUGUUUGGAAAACUACUAGUUCCCUAAGACUUAGCUCAGUGGGCAACAUCACCUUCUCUGGAAAACCUUCUCUUCCCUUCCCAGGCAGAGUUAAAUACAGUUGUUCCAUGGCAUCCACAGGGCACUGGUUCCAGUAACCCCCUCGGUACUAAAAUCCAUACAUACUCAAGUCCCACAGUCAGCCUUGUGGUACCCACAUGUACGAAAAGUCGGCCCUUGGUCGCCCUGGGUUUCGCAUUCUGUGAAUACUUGUAUUUUCCAUCCGUAUUUGGUUGCAGAUGCUGAACCUGAGGACAAUGAGGGCUGACUGUAUUGAAGAAAAUUGCAUAUAAUUGGAUGCACACCAUUCAAACCUGUGUUGUUCAUGGGUCCACUGCACUUCUUUCUCUGUGCUCCUGUAGCUCCAUGCAAAUAAUAUCUUGAAAAUAUUCAUAUGAGUGUAGUCUUGCAUUUACAUGACUAUUUUGUUUACUGGACUGUGUGCCCCUCAGGAGCAAGGAUUCUCUGCUGUUCAUCUUGGUAUCUCUAGUACCUAGGACAAGGUAUGUGCUUUAUUAAAUGUGAGUGAAUGACUGAGGUGUGGAGGCCAUGGGCAAAGAGGACCCUUUUCUCCACCAGUGGCAGGGGGGACGCAGGCAGAAAAGAUCAAGCCUGGUUGUGUUCUUGCUCUUCUUAAUACUUCCUUUAAAGAUGUUGAGAAACCGAAGACACAUUUAGAACUUCCCUAAAGAGCCUAGGAAGGGCCCAGUCCUAAGUAAAGUCUUGCAGAAAUAUGUGUUUCCCUAAUUAACAUGAGGUCAGAGCUUUGACCUUUAAGGGUUUCUUUUUGAGUAACCCCAAAGGAUGGCAGGGAAACUUGAGAUACAGGAAUCUCAUAGCCAGAAAUGACAGGAAAGGCAGGAGGCCACUCCAGUUUAUAGCUGUGGGGCCCUGGGCCAGUUAUUUAAACCUCAGUUUCCUCAUCUAUAAAGUGGGAAUCAUAGUAAUACCCUAUAUGAUUGUGGUGAGAAUUAAAUGUGAAUGCAUAUAAAACAUUUAGCACUGAGUUAACCACUCAUUAAUGUUAACGGUUAUUAUUAUCGACCAACUGGUCUUCUCAUUUGUUCUUUAGCUAUUUGCCCUUUCUCUGACUCCAAAUAGAUAGACUUUCUAUAGAGAGAGCAUGGACUCUCUGAUGAAUGAAGAAAAAAAUAGACCGACCUUUAAGCAAUCUCCUGCUGCUCUGUUGAAAUCUAGGUCAAAUGUCACUUCCUCUAGGGGGGCACCUUUGACUCUCCAGGGGAGAGCUAUUUUUUCCCUCUUCCCGUGGAUCUAAAAAGUUCCCCUGUAUUCUAGUUACUGUGUCUCUCUCCCCUACUCAACAGGCCAGAGCCACAUCUCUUUAUUCUCAGCAUCUAACACAAGACCUGGUGUAUAGUAGGUGUUUGGCAGAUGUCUAUUGAAGGAAGAAAUUUACAAAUGUAUGAAUUUUUUUAGUGACAGGCAUUUAGAAUUACUGGAGGGAGAAUAUCAUCGUUCAGAUAGUGAGACGCAAAUUACAUGCAGGUAAAUGCUAGCACCUGUAUUUCCAGCAUGCUCCUUGGUACACCGCAUAUGUGCAUCCCAGGUGCUGCCCCUCAUUCAGUCACUGCUCUGUCUCCAAGGUUCCUUUCCCUCCCACCUCAGCAGCACUCAGCUUACAAGCAGGCCCUAUAGAGUUGGAUAGAGACCCACUGCCAAGCAUUACUGGCAGCCAGCAGGUUUUACAGCAACAGUGCCAAGAAGCCCAGCCUCAGGAUCUGCAAUCUCAGACAGAAACGCUUUUGCGGCUGGCAAGGUAGGGCUAGGGAGCAGGCACAGGUGCCAUUUCACAGACUACCUCGGGCCAGCAGCUGCCCUUUAGACACCAAAUUAACUCACCAAAGUUGUCUUUCCAGCAAAGUGGUUUAAUGUGAACUUGAAGCAUUUAUUAGCCUUGUUUUGGGUGUCUGUACCUUUCAGUGGAUGGGAUUUUCUAAGUAUAUACAGAAGCAUAUUAUUGUUAAACUCCUCAAAGAAGGUGAUAGGGGGCUUUUCAAGUCCUGUAUACCACAUUAGUUUAUGGAUUGUUUUGUUCAUGUAUACAGCUGAUUUACUGAGUACCUCACAUGUGCCAGACACUAAUCUGCUAGGAAAGAUGAAUGGAAACAGGGAUCACACUACAGAGAUCUGGACCAAAGCUCAGAGGAGGAAGGGCUCACUGAUUCUCCUCAGCCUCCAGAACAGGAUGCCUGAAACCAUGAUGAUUGUUGCGAUAAGUCUGAGGGUGUCAUUUUAGUAUUGAUCUAUGAAUUUUGCUGUCUUGUCUUUUGAACAUUUCAUCUAGUGAUGAGUUGUUUUAAUUGGGUUUGCUCUUUGGUUGCUAAGGAAAUUUGGAGGGCCUUAGUGCAAGGUCAAGAAUCAAUGUACAAGAAGGUGUGGUCGUGCACGCCUGUAGUCCUAGCUACUCAGAAGGCUGAGGCAGGAGGGUGGCUUGAGUCCAGGAGUUCGGGGCUGUAGUGUGCCAUGUCAAUUGGAUGUCAGCACUAAGUCUGGCAUCAAUAUGGGACCAGGGGACCACUGGGUUAUUUAAGGAGGAGUGGGUGCACUGGCUCACACCAGAAAUGGAGCAGGUCAAAACUCCUGUGCUGAUCAGUAGUGGGAUCACACCUGUGAAGAGCCACUGCACUCCUGCCUGGGCAACAUAGUGAGAUCUGUCUCUUUAAGGAAAAAAAAAUAGAAUAAAUGUAGAGACAAAUGCAGGGGGUAAGAAUCAUCGUGACCUAGAAGAUGCCAGUGUACACAGUAUUUGUAUGUGAUUUGGCACAUGUUAAUUGCAGCCUAAACCUCAACAGUGCCUUUGCCAUACCUAGAUAAAUUCCCCUUCAUGUACAAGAAACAUACAUGAAAUUAUAAUCGUAAGACAUUUGAUUGGGGGAUUGUUCUUACUAUAUGUGGAGAAGGUCUUAAUUAAAGAGAAGAGUCCUAUCUUAGGGUUUAAAACUUAUUAAAGAGGAAAGAAGAGAAAUAAGGAGGCCUGGACUCUGGUCCCAGCCACACCUCCGAUAAGCUCUGUGAUGUUGGGCAUGGUCUUUAACUUGGGUGUCAUUUCAUGCCUCUGUGACAGGCGAGUGGCCAGAUAGAUCGUCUCUAAGAUCCCUCCACCUCUACAUUCUAUGACUGCUAUUCUUACUACAUUCAUUCUAUAAGGAAGUUGGCAUAGACCCAGAAGAUAGCAAAGAAAACUAUGAAAGAUUUGGAGAAUAAGCCCAAAAAAAGCAGGUUACAAGAAUAUAAAGAGACCAAGGCAUGUGAUGGAAUCUUUAUGAAUUGAACAGCUCCUGUUAUUUCCUCUGAGAAUAGCCCAAGAAAGAGAGACCUUUAAUCGUAUCAGAAAAGAUUUAGGUUACAAAGUAGGGAUAUGAGACACCAGAGAGGUUGUAGGAUUUCCUUAUUUGGAUAUUUUUAACAAAAUAGUAGAUGGCUCUCUUUCUGGGACAGUUUGCGUACCGUCUUGCCUAGAAACUAGGAGUGAACUGGAUCAACGUGUUUUAAGCUGUGUGUGGUGACAUCCCAUAAAACAGGUCUCACGUGCUGCUCUGGGAACUUCCCUGAUCUGCGUGGGGCAGUCCAGCAGCUAGGGAGCUGAGCAGAGGGCAUCUGCCUGGGGCCAGUGAGGAGAAUGCAUCUAGACAGAGCUUUACGUGCUGCUGAGAUCUGUUACCUCAAGCAAUAAAAAAUGGCCAGAGGAUCAGUGUCCGAUGAGGAAAUGAUGGAGCUCAGAGAAGCUUUUGCCAAAGUUGAUACUGAUGGCAAUGGAUACAUCAGCUUCAAUGAGUUGAAUGACUUGUUCAAGGCUGCUUGCUUGCCUUUGCCUGGGUAUAGAGUAAGAGAAAUUACAGAAAACCUGAUGGCUACAGGAGAUCUGGACCAAGAUGGAAGGAUCAGCUUUGAUGAGUUUAUCAAGAUUUUCCAUGGCCUAAAAAGCACAGAUGUUGCCAAGACCUUUAGAAAAGCAAUCAAUAAGAAGGAAGGGAUUUGUGCAAUCGGUGGUACUUCAGAGCAAUCUAGCGUUGGCACCCAACACUCCUAUUCAGAGGAAGAAAAGUAUGCCUUUGUCAACUGGAUAAACAAAGCCCUGGAAAAUGAUCCUGAUUGUCGGCAUGUCAUCCCAAUGAAUCCAAACACAAAUGAUCUCUUUAAUGCUGUUGGAGAUGGCAUUGUCCUUUGUAAAAUGAUCAACCUGUCAGUGCCCGACACAAUUGACGAAAGAACGAUCAACAAAAAGAAGCUCACCCCUUUCACCAUUCAGGAAAAUCUGAACUUGGCUCUGAACUCUGCCUCAGCCAUCGGGUGCCAUGUGGUCAACAUAGGGGCUGAGGACCUGAAGGAGGGGAAGCCUUAUCUGGUCCUGGGGCUUCUGUGGCAAGUCAUCAAGAUUGGGUUGUUUGCUGACAUCGAACUCAGCAGAAAUGAAGCUCUGAUUGCUCUUUUGAGAGAAGGUGAGAGCCUGGAGGAUUUGAUGAAACUCUCCCCUGAAGAGCUCUUGCUGAGGUGGGCUAAUUACCACCUGGAAAAUGCAGGCUGCAACAAAAUUGGCAACUUCAGUACUGACAUCAAGGACUCAAAAGCUUAUUACCACCUGCUUGAGCAGGUGGCUCCAAAAGGAGAUGAAGAAGGUGUUCCUGCUGUUGUUAUUGACAUGUCAGGACUGCGGGAGAAGGAUGACAUCCAGAGGGCAGAAUGCAUGCUGCAGCAGGCAGAGAGGCUGGGCUGCCGGCAGUUUGUCACAGCCACAGAUGUUGUCCGAGGGAACCCCAAGUUGAACUUGGCUUUUAUUGCCAACCUCUUUAACAGAUACCCUGCCCUGCACAAACCAGAGAACCAGGACAUUGACUGGGGGGCUCUUGAAGGUGAGACGAGAGAAGAGCGGACAUUUAGGAACUGGAUGAACUCCCUGGGCGUUAACCCUCGAGUCAAUCAUUUGUACAGUGACUUAUCAGAUGCCCUGGUCAUCUUCCAGCUCUAUGAAAAGAUUAAAGUUCCUGUUGACUGGAACAGAGUAAACAAACCGCCAUACCCCAAACUGGGAGGCAAUAUGAAGAAGCUUGAGAAUUGUAACUACGCAGUAGAAUUGGGGAAGAAUCAAGCGAAGUUCUCCCUGGUUGGCAUCGGUGGACAAGAUCUCAAUGAAGGAAACCGCACUCUCACAUUGGCCUUGAUUUGGCAGCUAAUGAGAAGGUAUACACUGAAUAUCCUCGAAGAAAUCGGUGGUGGCCAGAAGGUCAAUGAUGACAUUAUUGUCAACUGGGUGAAUGAAACGUUGAGGGAAGCAGAGAAAAGUUCAUCCAUCUCUAGUUUCAAGGACCCGAAGAUUAGUACCAGUCUGCCCGUUCUGGACCUCAUCGAUGCCAUCCAACCAGGUUCCAUUAACUAUGACCUUCUGAAGACAGAAAAUCUGAAUGAUGAUGAGAAACUCAACAAUGCCAAGUACGCCAUCUCUAUGGCCCGAAAAAUUGGAGCAAGAGUGUAUGCCUUGCCAGAAGACCUGGUUGAAGUGAACCCCAAAAUGGUCAUGACCGUGUUUGCCUGCCUCAUGGGGAAAGGAAUGAAGAGGGUGUGAGGCCCAAUGGGACCGGGUGAGAGGCGGUGCACUCACUCCUGACUGCCCGGCACAGAUGCUCCCGGGAUGAUUCGAGCCAUUCCAAAGUUCAACUUGGUGACACUCUAUAAGAUUCCAAAAAGCACAUAUUAGUGCAGCCAAGUAGCCUCUCCUAUAUUUAACAAAAAGUGCUUCAUUCUUUGCAGGAGGCCCAACCUCCUAUAUAUAGGUUUCUAUUCUUGAUUUAUUUGCUUCUUCGAAAAUCUAGAGGAAAAGAAAGAAGUUAUUUUCCAGGUACCCUUCUCGCUUUUGCCGUUAGUCGAGGAUAGAAGCUGCAGUGGUAUUAAUUUUGAUAUAAUCUUCCAAACCAGCUUCAUGUGGCUUCCCUUUUCUUUGUUCAAGAUGAGGGCCAGGAGGGGAAUCAUCACACCUGCCCUAAACCCUGUUCCUGGAGGUCAGCAUUUGAUCUGUUGCAAGCCCCUCUUUCUGUCCCCUCUUCCUACCCUGCCUCCCGUGACUUUGCUCCUCACACUCUUGGAACCAUGCCUUCUAGGGGCCCAUCUCUUCUGGCCAUCCUUGUUUCUGGGCCACUUGGAGCUUCUGAGAAAUCAGUCAAGCUGUUGAAGUCUCAGGAGUCUCUGGUAGCCUGCAGAAGUAAGCCUCAUCAUCGGAGCCUUUCCUCAAAACUGGAGUCCCAAAUGUCAUCAGGUUUUGUUUUUUUUUUUUUUCAGCCGCUAAGAACCCCUCUGCUUUUAGCUCUAGAAUUUGGGCUUGAAGCAGAUCUAACAUCUUGAAUACGCUGCCCUCUAAAGCCGUAACUCUUAAUGGAAGGUUGGAUCCAAGGAGGGUGUAAUGGAGCAUCAAGCCACUCGGGGGCAGCAUGGAGCUAUAACUAAGCAUCCUUUAGGGUGCUGCCUCUCCAGGCAUUUAGCCCUCACAUUAGAUCUAGUUACUGUGGUAUGGCUAAUAUCUGUCAACAUUUGGAGGCAAUCCUACCUUGCUUUUGCUUCUAGAGCUUAGCAUAUCUGAUUGUUGUCAGGCCAUAUUAUCAAUGUUUACUUUUUUGGUACUAUAAAAGCUUUCUGCCACCCCUAAACUCCAGGGGGGACAAUAUGUGCCAAUGAAUAGCACCCCUACUCACAUACACACACACCUAGCCAGCUGUCAAGGGUAGAAUGAAUCUAUGCUGGAUAAGAAAUGGCAGAACUGCAUUAUGAAGAGCUAAUUUACUGGACAAAGAAUUCCAAAGCAAAACCAGAAAGUAUGAAUAUGAGAGCUCUCAUAGGUUGAGCAAUUUCCCCCGAAACCAACGGAAGGCUAAAAAGCAACAGGCCAUUGUGAACCAACACUAGACUCCCUCUAUCAUGGUGAAAGGCUCAUCAAUGAGGUAUCUUCUUUAGUGGUGGUAUGUAAUGGAACUUAGCCAUUUUUCAAAGCAAUUGAAAUGCAUUGCUCUGGAUCUGUUCCUUGGCAGUGGACUCAGAAAGCCAACAUGUGGCUCCUCCCAGCCCAUAACCGGUAUUUUUGCUGCUUCUGAAUGCAAAGUGGUUGGUUUUGACUUCAGAUUGAACUUACUGUAGCCUCAGAUGAUUUCCCCCAUCCGCCUCCAGGAAGAAAGACUGUUACUGCCUUAAUAAAAAAUGAAAAGAGAAUGAUGCUCAAAAUCUUUCCAAAUAAAAUGUUCCCUAUA
This is a messenger RNA of Symphalangus syndactylus (siamang), 10827 nucleotides long. RefSeq names its product lymphocyte cytosolic protein 1 (gene LCP1). The record is from RefSeq and is a predicted model, not a curated record. Gene Ontology annotation, molecular function: actin filament binding; calcium ion binding. Gene Ontology annotation, biological process: actin filament bundle assembly; actin filament network formation. NCBI's taxonomy places the organism in Eukaryota, Metazoa, Chordata, Mammalia, Primates, Hylobatidae. Gene Ontology annotation, cellular component: actin filament bundle; actin filament; cytoplasm.